Messenger RNA from Trichoplax adhaerens, 1479 nucleotides. RefSeq lists its product as uncharacterized. The record is from RefSeq and is a predicted model, not a curated record. The transcript is spliced from 10 exons. Gene Ontology annotation, molecular function: oxidoreductase activity, acting on paired donors, with incorporation or reduction of molecular oxygen; heme binding; monooxygenase activity. Lineage: Eukaryota; Metazoa; Placozoa; Uniplacotomia; Trichoplacea; Trichoplacidae. Bases 1 to 1479 code for a protein of 492 amino acids.
AUGGCGUUUCCUCAAGAGAUAUUAACGUGGAUUUCCAUUGCCAUUGCUAUUGGCAUUGCUUACGUUGUUAAGCAGAUUAUUUCCAAUUUAUUAUCACCUUUAAACAAAAUUCCUGGUCCACCAACAUGGUCACCUUUGGGACAUUUACCUAAAUUGAUAAACGAGCCGCCAGGCGAUCCAUAUAUACAAUGGAACCAACAAUACGGAGGCAUCAUUCGUUAUAGUUUUCCUAUGUAUAGCCAACGAAUCGCGAUAAUCGAUCCCGAGUAUACCAAACAUAUUCUUGUUACGCAUUGUAGUAAAUACCGAAAGCCUACCCAGACCAGAAGUUUAUUAAUCGGUAUCAUUGGGGAUGGACUCAUUUUACUAGAAGGCCAAGAACAUGCUAGAGCUCGUAAGAUUAUUAAUCCGACGUUUAAAUAUAGUAAAAUUAAAGAAUUGGUUCCCACUUUUCAAAGCUUUGCCGAAGUUUUAGUAAAUUAUUGGCAAAAUGAAAUUGACGAGCAUGGUGGUUCCAAGGCUACAUUAGAUGUUCACAAAGAUUUAUCUCGAAUCACGCUAGAUGCAAUAUGUAAAUCUGCAUUCGACUAUGACUGCAAUGCUUUAACAGACAAAAAUAAUGAGGUAUCAGUUGCUUUUGCCAAGGUCCUUGGAGGCCUUACUUUAAACUGGACAUACUUUAUACCAGGUUUUAAAUAUUUACCUACUCCUAGUAACAUUGAAGGAAAGCGUGCCUUGUCUAUUUGUCAUGGUACUGUCAGGAAAGUAAUUGACGAAAAGUUAAAAAAAGAAAAUAUCGGUGAAGAAAAGUGCUUGUUGGAUAUUUUAUUAUCGCUUAGAGAUGAAGACAAUAAUGCUGGCUUUGCGCGUAAUGAAUUACAAGAUCACGUUAUGACAUUUAUGUCUGCUGGUCACGAAACUAUAAGUGUAGCAUUGGCUUGGACAUUAUAUGCUUUGGCUACUAACCCUGCAGUUCAAGAGAAAGUUCGCCAAGAAAUUUGUAAGGUUAUACAACCAGGUGACAACAUAACUUGGGAUACGUUUGAUGACUUGCCUUACCUUGACAACGUUAUAAAAGAGUCACUUAGGUUAUAUCCACCAGUACCAAUGACUUUUCGACAGGCAAUAGCUGACGAUAAGAUAGGAGAAUAUUUUAUCCCGAAAGGAACUAUGAUUGCAAUCAUACCACCUUAUAGGAAUCCAAAGUAUUAUGAUGAACCCUUACAGUUUGAACCAGACAGAUGGAACAAUUCAGCUAAGAAUGCCAGUCCUUAUGUAUAUUUACCGUUUCUUAGGGGGCCUCGAAUUUGCAUUGGCUCAAAAUUUGCAACAACGGAAAUAAAGUGCAUCCUGUCUUCACUAUUAAAGAAUUUCUCUUUUCAACCUUAUCCAGACCAACCAGUUGAAAGGAAGUUACAAGUUACAAUGAGGCCUCAUCCAUCCUUGAAACUUAUUGUUUCAUCGUUGUUACCUUCAUAA